GACUGUUGGAUAAAGCAAAACGCAUUAUUUACCAGAAAGCAGCGGAAAAACAAAAGUUGCCAUGGCAAGUGAGGAUUUGUUUCAAAAUGAUUACUCCGAGGAACCCGAUCUGGGGCAGGACUUUGAUAAAGGCGAAGAAAUGAAUAUAGAGGCGGCUGAACACGGCGCUGAACAGGUUGAGCAGGCGAUUGAACAAACUAACAUACCGAGCUCCGCGAAUGUUGAUCCUUCGGCUUCCACGACCACUGAACAGGCAAAAACAAGCAACGCCAACAAGACAUCUGAGCACGAACAUGACGCUAAACUCACACAGCUGCCGAUGGGUCGCAUUCGAAAUAUAAUGAAACUGGAUCCAGAUCUCCAAAUCGCCUCAAAUGAGGCUGUUUUUGCCGUAACAAAGGCCGUGGAAUUGUUCAUAGAAUCGUUAGCGCGCGAGGCCUUCACCUAUACGGCGCAGGCCAAGAAGAAGACCGUACAGAAGCGAGACGUGGAUCUAGCCAUAUCCGCUGUGGAUAGCCUUAUGUUCUUGGAUGGCGCAUUGAAUUUUUAACAACAGGAAAUAAUAAACUGCAUCUAUUGUGAUAUUACAAUUACUUCUGAUUAUGUUUUAUUAUAUGUGUAUAUAUGCAGCUGUAUAUCCACUCGUUGUUAUGCAGCUCCUCCACAGUAUGAAGAAAACGCUUAUGAUAUGCUUCUAUUAUAAUUUGUAUUUAUUUGGGAUAGUGUUCGUCGAACAGAGAGAGAAGUAGAUUUUAAGUAUUAUAUUUGAUUCAUUCUAUUUUGAAUGCGCACAUGUUUGUUAAUAAUUAUAUAAAUAAUAAUCAAGUAUAUUAGACAAUUAUGUUUUUCAUUCUCAUUCACAUGGAUAACGUGGAAAGCUUUGAAUGGAAACGAAGCCGGAAAAUUAAUUAUGAUGUGCUUUUUCUUUUAUGUUUGUUUUUAUUUAUUGAAGCCGUUUCUCAUACUUACUUUGUCGUUGGGUGUUUCUGUUAUUUUAUUUUUGCAUUUACUUUUUUUAUUUUAUUUGUAUUGUUUAUCUUCAUAAACUUAUUUGAAAAAUAAUUCCAAAACUUACGCUAACAUUUUGUUAAGAAUAAUUAGGGAUUGGUUGUUACGAUUGCAUAUAGGUGUGUGUAUAAUGUUUUUGUUUUGUUCUCUUGUCUCUUUUCUUAUAUUAUAUCUGAUUUUGUGAAUUGUUUUUUUCUUUCUUUUUUUUUACGAUUUUUACAAAAUAUUUUCAAGUUUGAUAU
Drosophila novamexicana is the source of this 1250-nucleotide messenger RNA. It is a transcript of the gene PolE4, whose product is annotated as DNA polymerase epsilon subunit 4. Gene Ontology annotation, molecular function: protein heterodimerization activity. The record is from RefSeq and is a predicted model, not a curated record. Gene Ontology annotation, cellular component: nucleus; epsilon DNA polymerase complex. Lineage: Eukaryota; Metazoa; Arthropoda; Insecta; Diptera; Drosophilidae. The transcript is spliced from 2 exons. The coding region runs from base 62 to 550 and encodes 162 amino acids.